UGCUCCCAGACAUUCAUAGACCACAGAUUCUCUAUAUAAUCGGGCUCAUCUCGGAUCUUCCUCACUUUGAAUAUUUCCUUCUUGAGUUUUCAUCAUGCUGAAGGUACUCGUGUUAAUUGUAUCUCUAUCUUCCGUUUGGAGUCAGAUAGAAGUUCGGCCUCCUUAUAACUAUCUCAAACCGGACGAAACUCCAAAGCCUUAUGAAUUUGAUUACAUUGCCGAAGCUAUUGGAGGUGUUAGUACCAGGAAAGAGACAGCAGACGGUUCUGGAAGAGUAGUUGGAUUUUAUACCAUUAAGGAGGACGACGGGCGUUCGAGAGUUGUAGAAUACGAAGCUGACGCAGGAGGAUUUCGUGCAGUAGUAAAGACAAACGAGCCUGGCGUCGGCAACGAAAGUCCCGCUAGUGUCGAAUUAUACGCUUCUCCCCCUGACGAAUACCUUUAUCGUCGUCCAGUUGACAAGCCACCAGUUCGUGUUGCUGAAGUAAUACCAAAACCUCCGAUUCGUCUUACUGAAGAACCCAAACCCGUCGUCGAAGAAAGGCCUAGAGUCGUAUCACCUUAUUAUCGACCAAGACCUUAUUAUCGACCACCAAAACCACCAAGACCAUACUAUUGAUAGAUCUACUGCUAAUGCAAUGAAAAAUUCAUCGAAAUAAUUUUACGGAUUUGAGCUUUAUAGCUUAAAUGGUUUGGGAAGAUAACUAAUAUAUACGUAUACAUAAGCUAGUAAUAUAAAUUCUGUAUAUCGAUGCUAGCGAUAUUAUAUCUACCUGUAAUGAAGGCAAUAUUAUAUAUUGCAAAUUUUUUCCAGAAUUUAAUUAUAAACAAUACAAAAUUGUAAACUGCUAAAUAAAUUUUUAAAAGUGUUUUAAAAUAAUUUUCA
Messenger RNA from Centruroides sculpturatus (bark scorpion), 886 nucleotides. Its product is annotated as cuticle protein 16.8-like. The transcript is spliced from 3 exons. The record is from RefSeq and is a predicted model, not a curated record. Gene Ontology annotation, molecular function: structural constituent of chitin-based larval cuticle. Gene Ontology annotation, cellular component: chitin-based extracellular matrix. Lineage: Eukaryota; Metazoa; Arthropoda; Arachnida; Scorpiones; Buthidae. The coding region runs from base 95 to 619 and encodes 174 amino acids.